AUACUACCGCUGAUCAAAGUUGAGGAUAAAGCCAAAUAUACCGCAAAACUGCAAUGGUUUGCUAUUAAGAAGGGUACUCGUGAUGGAGGUGAAUUGUUAGCCGCUGCUGAGUUGAUUUUGUUGGAUGGUCGUGAUCCACCUGCCCCACCCAGACGUCGUGGGGACUUGUACGCCGUUCCGGAUACCGUGCGCCCAGUACUUCGACGCAAAGGAAUUGAAAUUCUCUGUUGGGGUGUUCGAAAUAUGGCUAAAUACCAGUUGGCCAGUGUGAAUUCGCCGUCAGUCGAAUUCGAAAUUAACGGUGUGGUGCGUGAGUCAAGCAUUAUCAAGAAUGCCAAACAUCAUCCAAACUUCAAAGACCCAAUCCUGUUCUUGGAUGUGAUGCUUCCGGAGGAACCAGCCUACAUGCCCCCGAUGAACAUUGCAGUGCGCGAUCAUCGUGCAUUCGGUCAGAAACCCAAGGUUGGAAUGCACGUAUUGAAAGAUUUGACCCCAUUCCAAAUGGAGCCACGGACCACCAAACAUGAUCCCAUAUUGAGUAUUCCAUCACUCACUGAGCCAAUGUCUCUCGCCGCAGGGAGCGAACCAGCUCCACCGCCAGCUGAAGACCCGAAGAAGCCGUCGAAAGAUGCCACACUUACGAAAAAGAAAAAGAAGUUCCUGGAUCUCGAACAGAUCGAUGACGAUGUGGAUUGGUGGUCCAAAUUGUAUGCUUCCCUGGGCGAAUGGGAUCGUUGUUUGAGAUACAACGAACUGGGUUAUGAUAAACUCAAGGUAAGUGGAUUUUUUGACUUACCUAUCCUGCCCUGGUCUAUGGUGAUUUCAACCGAUAUACAAUCCAGUGGUAAAGUUAUUCUUAAAUUUCAAAGAUAUGAGAUUUUCCAUCAACUAAUUCCCUGA
Echinostoma caproni is the source of this 900-nucleotide messenger RNA. The record is from the annotation of a GenBank genome assembly. NCBI's taxonomy places the organism in Eukaryota, Metazoa, Platyhelminthes, Trematoda, Plagiorchiida, Echinostomatidae.